This is a messenger RNA of Epinephelus moara (kelp grouper), 566 nucleotides long. RefSeq names its product NADH:ubiquinone oxidoreductase subunit A12 (gene ndufa12). Gene Ontology annotation, cellular component: membrane. The transcript has 4 exons. The coding region runs from base 54 to 497 and encodes 147 amino acids. Gene Ontology annotation, biological process: response to oxidative stress; mitochondrial respiratory chain complex I assembly. Lineage: Eukaryota; Metazoa; Chordata; Actinopteri; Perciformes; Serranidae. The record is from RefSeq and is a predicted model, not a curated record.
CGGACCUGUUUUUAAUGCGCAACAGUCCGUCUCUGUAAAUCUUCCGUCUCAAGAUGGCGGAGUAUGCGAACCUCGUCCGAAGGGCUUUGGGACAGUUACGAGGUCAUGGAGGAGUCCGAGGUUUUCUGUUCCAGUUUUUCAGGGUGAAUGAUAUAAAGACAGGAGCCCUGAUUGGUGUGGAUAAAUAUGGGAACAAAUACUAUGAGGACAAAAAGCACUACUUCUUUGGACGUCACCGCUGGGUGAUCUACACCACAGAGAUGAACGGGAAGAACACCACAUGGGAGGUGGACGGCAGCAUGGUUCCAGCUGAAUGGCAUCGCUGGCUGCACUGUAUGACAGACGACCCCCCCACCACACAUCCACCAGAGCCAAAGAAGUUCCUGGCUGAGGUCCACCAGUUCAACGUGAGCGGCAGCUCAAGCCAGUAUGUGCCCUACUCCACCACCCGCAAGAAGAUCCACGAGUGGGUUCCACCUAAAGCCGGAGCUCAGUGAGCUCUGACUGCACAUUUGUAAAUUAUGGUUUCCUGCCAACACGUCCUCAAUAAAAUCUCUAUACAGACA